This is a messenger RNA of Linepithema humile (Argentine ant), 1155 nucleotides long. NCBI's taxonomy places the organism in Eukaryota, Metazoa, Arthropoda, Insecta, Hymenoptera, Formicidae. The record is from RefSeq and is a predicted model, not a curated record.
AAUACGGUUGUAAUUGUUAACAUGAAAUUAUUAACACUAAAUUUUUUAAUAUAUACGAUCUCUGGCUUAUGGCGACCUAUCGAUUGGUCAUCAAACAGUGCUAAGUUUUUAUAUAAUAUAUUCACUUUUUUAAUAUUAUUUUUAAUAUAUUUCUUCUUGAUAACAUUAUUAUUGGAUAUCAUUUUAGUUGUCGAUAGUGUUGAAGAUUACAUAAAUAAUUCUUUCAUAUCCGUGAGUGUAUUUGUUAUUUGUUGUAAAGCGACUGUUAUGAUAGUACGUCGAAGUGCAAUCAUCAAUUUAAUUCAAAUGUUAUUGGAAGAACCAUGUAAACCACAAGAUGAGAAAGAAACAGCAAUACAAGCAAAAUUCGAUGAUUUUAUCAGAUUAUGGACAGUAAGAUAUGCAAUUUUAGUAUCAAGUUCACUCACGAGCUUUACAAUAAAAUCUGUGCUGCUUGUUCUGCAAGGUCAAUUUCCUUACAGAGCAUGGCUACCAUAUAAUUCUACUAUACCAAUAAUGUUCUGGAUUACAAGCAUGCAGCAGAUGAUAUGUUUGGUUUAUGGUAGUAUCAUAAAUGUUGCUGCGGAAACUUUUGUAUUUGGAUUAUUCCUACAAACAUGCGCACAGCUUGAAAUUUUUGAAUAUCGGCUUUAUAAAUUUGUAACUAAAAGAACUAAACAAGCUAAAUGUUUGGAACAAUUAUUGACUUCACCAAGUAAAAAAAAAGCAGUAAUAUCGGAUCAUAUACGCCAUCAUCUCACUAUUUACAAAUACGCCAAAAUGGUAAACGUUAUAUUGAACGAGAUACUAUUUUCCCAAUUUUUCGCCAGUAUUUUGAUACUAUGUACAAAUAUAUAUUACAUGUCAGCACAUAUUACAGAGUACGAAAUUGCGACUUUUUUUUUCAUGUACACUAUCUGCAUGUUUGUACAAAUUUAUUUCUUUUGCUGGCCAGGAAACGAAGUCAUACUUAAGAGUAACAGCGUAGGAGAUACGAUAUAUCAUAUGGACUGGCCUUCACUAUCAGUCAGCGAGAAAAAAGAUUUGUUAUUGAUUAUGAUACGUACUACAAGACCAAUAAAAUUUACCAGCAGUUUCUUGAUAAUAUUGUCUCUUGAGUCUUAUAGCAACGUAAGUCUUUUUAUAAUAAAAUAA